Molecule: messenger RNA, 735 nt
Organism: Dromaius novaehollandiae (emu)
Lineage: Eukaryota; Metazoa; Chordata; Aves; Casuariiformes; Dromaiidae
Gene: PLAC8
Product: placenta associated 8
Exons: 5
Coding region: 186-530 (114 amino acids)
Biological process (GO): positive regulation of transcription by RNA polymerase II
Source: RefSeq, a predicted model, not a curated record
GUUUGGUUGCUUCCAGCUACCAAUGAGAGUCUUGCGAGUGAAAAAGUUGAGUUUCGUCUUCCACAAAGCCUUUAUAUACAAGACCACAGCCAGGAAAGAGCCCUCCUUGCACCAGAGGCUGCUCUGCAAGAGCUGCUGUGUACUUCUGUGAGCGAGAAGGUCAAGGUGAUCUGAAGAAACUAGAGAUGGCCUCUCCGCCCGUUGUUACAACCCAGCCUCAGUAUGGCGUGCCUGUUUCGUCCGUAUCAAUAAAUACGUGGCAGACAGGCCUGAUGGACUGUUGCACUGACUGUGCAGUGUGCUUCUGCGGGAUGUUCUGCUUUCCUUGUCUUGCCUGUCAGGUGGCUGGGGAUAUGGGUGAGUGCUGCUUGUGCGGUACCAGUGUGGCGAUGAGGACCCUCUACCGCACCAGAUACAAUAUCCCGGGAUCCAUUUGCUCUGAUUGUUGUGUCACCAUGUGUUGUCCUGUGUGCUCCGUUUGUCAAAUAAAGAGAGAUAUUAACAGGAGGAGAGCACGUGGCAUAUUCUGAUCGGCCGUGGGCUCCAGCGUUCCUGUCCCCGUCCCAUGGCGGAUGCCAUUGGCCUUUCCGGGUGCUGCAGAGUCGCUACAUGCCGGAGUCGCCAGCUGCGCUUUCGGUUUGGAAACGUGCCAUGGAUGCUUUUGCUUGAUUGUUACUGCUUCCUCUUUUCCACGUUACAAUCAUCAAUAAACCGCACUGCUUGGCUUCACUUGCA